Molecule: messenger RNA, 677 nt
Organism: Eurytemora carolleeae
Lineage: Eukaryota; Metazoa; Arthropoda; Copepoda; Calanoida; Temoridae
Exons: 5
Coding region: 3-401 (132 amino acids)
Source: RefSeq, a predicted model, not a curated record
AGAUGGAGAUAUGUCGUAUUCUUCUUCUUCUCUCCUCUCUAGUUCUCGUGAUAAACUCUACUCUACAGUCAGAAGAUGCUUUCCAAUUCUGGAAUAGCUUAAGAAAUUCUCCUGAUUCUCUGGAAUUUCCAGAAUAUCCGGGGUUUCCAGGUUUUCCAGUUUCUUCGGGUCCUGAGAUCUCAAGGUUUAGCAGAAGAUCUGCAGAAGAAGCAAAGAAAACUCCUUCAAAUGUCGUCUUGGCUUGGAAAAUGGAUUACUUUAACCCAAUGUUACGCGGGAAACGAACUCAGCAGCUUGAGCAGCUGUAUACUUCCCCCCAGCUUAUACCAGAUCCGUCACCCUCUGACGUCUACAGAUUAAAACCCGCUCAUCUACAUUUCCUCAAUUCUAUGCAGGAAUAAGAAGGUACCCUAGUAUGGAAUCCCAUGCACUGCUUGGCAUCUGGAAACCUUAAUAUGUCAACAUCUAACUUGAGAAACCCGGAAACCAAUACACCAGAAAACCUUGAAACCUGACUCCUGAGACUUAAAAGACUAAACCUUUGACUCCUGAUCGACCAAAAAUAAGAUUUGAUGUUUAGAAAAUAAUUGUUUAAACGCUUGUUGUUUUAUGAUUGUGUUAAACAAAGAGGGGAAUAUGAAAUAUAUCAAUGUAAAAUGCAAACUGCUUGUUAUAAA